Messenger RNA from Phyllotreta striolata, 3345 nucleotides. Lineage: Eukaryota; Metazoa; Arthropoda; Insecta; Coleoptera; Chrysomelidae. The record is from the annotation of a GenBank genome assembly.
AUGAAUGGAAGUCAUUUAAAUGAAGAAGGGUCACAAAUUGACCGAAGACCUAUUAUAACAUGCGCUGGAGAAAUAGAAGUGUUCUCUCUAAUAGAAGAUAAUUUGUCUGAUGCAUUGCCUCAGGAUAGUCACGAAUGGAGGAGAUCAUUUGGCAGGCCAGUACGAUCAGUCCAUAUUGGAGGGGUUUUCGUACCGUAUAGCCCAGCUGCUUUACCUAAACCCAACAGUUGGGACUUAAUUCGGCAGCCCGUGUUUCAUGUUUAUUGGACGGACUGUUCUGAUGUGGAAAUUUACAAAAGUAGUAUUAAGGAAGACAUUGAAAGUUGGCUUAAAGAAUUAAGUAGCAAGGAUAUCGUUGAUUGGUUAAUAGUAGUUGUUGAAAAUUUCGAUGGGAAACGUACAAAUAAAUUAUUGCCGAGAACAACAGUGUUAGAUAAAAUUAGAGCCGAUUUUGCCCCGAAACAAGGUGACCGCUGUGUGUCUGUGAUAAAUCCUGGAAAAAUCGAAUCUCGUUCUGCUGAUUCAUGGCGAGGCUUAGUCAAUAGAAUUAGACAUUUACUAUUAACGGCAUAUGCUAAAGCGAUAUAUAGAUUAGAAGAACAUGUGCGACAACAAAGAGAGAGAAGAAACGAACCGAGUUGGGAUUUUAUGCACUAUUUCUCGCUACAGGAAGAAUUAGCUCAAGUCCUGGAAAUGCUCCAGCUCUACGAUGAAGCUUUGAUCCAAUACGACGAAUUGGACGCCCUGUUUUCUCAAUUUGUAGCCAAUGGAAUAACAAGCGAUAGCGUAGGUUGGCUGAGCAACUUCCAGAAACCUUUGGCAAGAUGGCACGGACUCAAACUCGGAUAUUCCAAACUAUCCAACGAACCAUCUCUACUAGAACUAAGAGCUUACUUAUUCGCUAAACAAGCUCACAUGCUGCUGCUCACGAAAAAAGUCUGGGAGAUGGCGUCUCGCUCUUUACCAUUUUUGCACACUUGCUCUAAGGAAUUGGUAAUUUUAGAAGUAACUGCUCCGCCCGGUGCUGUGGAUUGUUGGCUAUUUCUAGCCGCUAUGGAGGUUCUUGUUACUUGUGAUAAACACAACCAUGCCGAGGAAGUCGAAGAAUACUCUUUACAUACGGCCGGCGUUUGGGAAUACGCCAGCCAGAAGAUUCGAAGUUUGGGUGAAUUGUGCGGCCUAAUGCCGGGAGAUUCGCCCGCAUCCGAACAACUCCAUAUGGUCGUCGAGUUAUCAGCCGGAAUGGGAGACAAUCCAGGUACAUCCGACAGUCCAUCGCCUACUGACAAACUAAAAAUCGCUCUGUGUUCAAAAGAAGCUUUCAACAAAAUGUACCUAGAGUUAGCCGAACUCGCCAUGGGCACGUACAAGCACAUCGGUCGCCUGCGAUCGGCUCGGCUCGUCGGUCGCGAGCUGGCCUCGUUCUACAUGCUCGUCGGCGAGACGCAGAAGGCGGCGGCGUUUCUCAGCGACGUCCUGAAGACGUUCGAGCAGGACGGUUGGCGCGAAUUGGCCGCUCAAACGCAGAUCGAACUGGCCGAAUGCUAUCUGAAAGCGGACGAUGCGAGGAAGUACGCGAGAGCAUGCGCGGCCGUCAGCGCUGCUCACGAAAUCGACACGCUGAUACGUUGGACUUACUUUGACGACAUGUGCAAAUGCGUGAAAUUGCUGAAGGAGCCCCUGAUCGUGCCUUUUAAUGAUAUUUUUAAAAUUUUAAGCGUGUAUAUAAAAAACGAGGGCGACGUAAUGCAAGACAAUGACAUUAACGUAGAAUUACUGAUCGAAUCGAACUUUCCUAAGGAAAUCCUUUGUACGAAAGUGGCCGUUACAUUGGAAAGCGCCUGCGAGUUUACCAAAGAUAGCAAGAAAACUCAGGAGAAGAUAUUUGCCGGUAGAUUGUUGACCAACAAGGACAUGCAAUCGCCCGAUAUGAUAUUGCAGAGAGUUAAAAUGAGGAAAAAUUUAGAUUUCAAACAAGAUAGGCAAUUGGCCGCUGCCGGGGUGUCAUCGAAAUUCACCGAAUUGAGGAGGAAGAGCAGCAUGCCCCAACAAAUUAAAGAGAAUUUCACGGAUUGCUUGGAAAUCACCAAUUUACCAUUGGCCAUAACUCCGGGACUUAAUUUAGUAAGACUGAAAAAACAAGCUACUCAAAUUGGUAAACACCUCUUGGGCCAGAUAAUUGUCCAUAUGGGUAACUUGCAUUUCGUUUCUUCGACUCUAACGCCGAGACUAGCAUUCGAAGUGAAAGAAGAACAACCGUCUUUGAAAUUAUACAAAAAGGCAGCGCCUUUGUUGACCGGCAUCGAACAAAAUAUGAAUUUAAUUCUGACGAUGGGAAGCUACAGCAUAGAUCCAAAUUCAAAAAUAAAACUCAUUACAUCUUCCGGUCUUUCCAUACACACCGACUUAGGCGCUCCGCUGCAGAAUAGUUUGGAAAUCGAAGUCGGUACAAACGUGCCAUUUAGCAGCACCAAACGUUCCUUAAGAGUACUCGCGGACGCCAUGUCGAAAGAUCAACAGGUUACCAUUCACGUACCAUGGUCGAGCAAACCCAUCGUGGUGACGUUGAGUUUCGCGCCACCUUUAGUAGCCACUUGGAAGUUAUUUACGGUGCUCAAAAGGAAGUACGUGCAAAUCACGGUGACCGGACAAUGCGACGUAGAUUUAGUGAUAUUGGGCGUUAAUUUGAACGUAGGAGAAAUGUGCGAAUUGGCGGAGAAGAAUUGCGUUUCUAGUCAAAUUAUCUCUAACGGUUCUUCUUAUUCGUACAUAUGGGAGUUGUCGAUUAAGCCCGAUGUAGAUGCUGUAAUCAAAGCAGAGUUUUCGUUAGUUUAUAGACUACUGAACCAAACGGGCGAGAAUAAAUUGUUUCAAUAUUUUUUCGAAAUAUCCGAUUAUCAGACUCUGUACAUUCUAGAUACAGUCGUAGACCCAUCGAAGGGCAGCGAAUUCUGUAAAAUAGGCAUUGUCUGUCACCUACAUUUAACGAUCGAAAACAACAUACGCUCCAAUUCCGAGGAGGCCGUUAAAUCGAUUAUGUACGAAGUGUUAGCGGAGCAAAGCGUUUGGGCUGUGUGCGGCAGGACAGCGGGAGUCGUCACAUUCGAAUCUCAAGAGCAAUUUCAAACGGUCGUGCUGGAGGUGAUGCCUUUGACUAGCGGACAUUUACCUCUGCCGCUCGUUAGAAUUUCCAAGUACAUACCGGCCGAAAGCGGUAAUUCAGAUAAAUCGAAGAAAGGGGAUUCCCAUCCGCGUUUGGAACCGUUUAGUCCGGGUCAAGUGUAUAGUAAGAGCAAGGGAAAACAGCUUCAUGUUAUAGCUAACGCCAGCGAAACUUCUCAGUAG